Messenger RNA from Cydia splendana, 15694 nucleotides. It is a transcript of the gene Bruce, whose product is annotated as baculoviral IAP repeat-containing protein 6. Gene Ontology annotation, biological process: regulation of cytokinesis; apoptotic process. The record is from RefSeq and is a predicted model, not a curated record. Gene Ontology annotation, molecular function: protein binding; ubiquitin-protein transferase activity. The transcript has 59 exons. NCBI's taxonomy places the organism in Eukaryota, Metazoa, Arthropoda, Insecta, Lepidoptera, Tortricidae. Bases 67 to 13347 code for a protein of 4426 amino acids.
UGACACAAAAAAAGUAUAAUUACAAAUGGCGUUUACGUAGAAUAGACAGAUGUGUUCACGGCCACGAUGGGCGAUGAUUCUUUGAUAUUACGAGAAGAUGGUUAUAUACGUAUGAACUUUCCUGUUACUUCUUUAACGUAUCACAGUAACUUGAACAUAAUUUUGGUGAAGACUGAUGUUGGUGGUGUACACGUUUUGGAUGUCAAUUCUGGUGUGAUUCUUCAGUCGUCCUGCCUAUCAGCGGAUGAUGGGGGUACGCUUGGAGUGGAGUACGCGUCGGGGGCUGACAGGGUGUUCGUGUGGGAUAGCAGUGGCGUGGGAGCCCGGACGGAUUACAAUGGAGUCCUGCUGCUGCACACCGCGCUCCAACGGCCGCUCCCGUCUUCGCAGCCAGAUAAAAUAAUAAGAAUUGAACUUGUGCUCUCUGAGGCCGUCCUCCUGUACCAGUGCCUGCAGAGUUUGGACGUGCAUUCCAUCGAGGGCCUAACUGACUUCAUCAAUGAGCUCAAGAACUCUAUUGAUGCUGAACCGGCCAGGAAAGGAGUUAAGGCGCAAAAGUGGAGCACAGUCACCAUAUGCCUGCCCCAGUCCACACUCCGGCUGGUCACCACCGGUGUAGUCCAAGAGCUCAAAGGCCAGAACCGGAGGAUCCCUGCCCUGGCCAUCGCUUCUGCUGUGGGGCAGCGGGCCAAUGAGCUGAUGCCAUGCUCCAGGGAUGAGGAGUCGAGGGCACUGAUGUACUCUGAGGCGGAACGCAAGGAGACCUUCAAGCGGUGGCCUCAUAUGGAUUACAAAUGGGCGUUACCCGCACGCAUGGCCCAAGCCGGCUUCUACCACCAACCCUCCCCCAGCGGGGACGACCGCGCAAUGUGCUUCACGUGCAUGGUGUGCCUCGUCUGCUGGGAGAAGUCCGACGAGCCCUGGGUCGAGCACGAGCGGCACUCCCCCAACUGCCCGUUCGUGCGCGGCGAGUACACACACAACGUGCCUAUAUCGGUAACGAAUGCCACAGCUUGCGCGGCGCCCAGUCCAAAUGUGACCAUAGUCUCCAAAGGCAACACAGGCGAACUUAUCGCCACUGGUUCUGCCGAGGGCAAAGUCAACAUCUGGAAGUUUGACUGUGGUCUCAAGCUAGUCAAAUUCAUACACCUCUCCCCGUACGACUCCAUCUUUAGUGGGAUACUGUCUACAGAUUGCAACAAAGUGUGGUCUGCCAGUUUGGAGAAGGAUUCCUCGACCUACAGCCUCGAGCUCACAGCUAUGGCGUUUGUCGGCAUGACUUCACAACAAGAAACAUACCCACAAGCACAAAACACAGAAACAGCCAUAGGCGAAAAAGAGACCAGUAACAACAAGACCAAACCCUCACUCAUCUGUGCUGUCACCAUAACCAGGACUAACAAUAUUCCCUCAGACCAACCUAUAAAGGAGGAGGAUUCCAGCAAAGCACUCUUCGAUUCAGGCGCACCAGAUAAAUUCAAAGAGAGCGUCCAAGCAAUGAACGAUCAGAACGAAGCAAAGAGCAACCUCUCACCUAUAAACAAAAUGCUCUUCCUACUAACGUAUGAUAUACACAGCUCUUUAGCAGGCUCUAUAACAACAGUCGUUCACACAUCCAAUAGUAGCGGCAAUUCAAAACCGGGAGUCAGUAAGAAAGUAUGCACGGUCGCUCGAACGGACGACGCCAACAUAUACGACGAAAUAUACUUCCAAUAUUCUGACGAGGACACGGAGCUUCCCCAGUGCACCAGUCUCUUGGACGAGCAGAUAAGCAAUGUGAUUAAUCUUAACGCUUCUUCUAGUAAGGAGGACUCGAAAAUGUGGGAACCGAAGAAGAUCUUUUUAACGAAGCAUUACAAGUUGUUACCACCGCCGCCCCCUACUGUUCUACUGCCAGAACUACCUGAGUCUGGGCAGGGUAGCAUGCUAGACUUUGUAGGCAAGAUAUCGCAGUUGAAGAGUUGGAAGAGCGGAAAUUUAGACUCUGUCGGGACUAAGCUAGCCGACCAGACGGAUGCGGUCUUGCAGCAAGCAGACCCCAUCACACAUUAUCUCAAUAUGAACGGCCCGUUGGAGAUCUCAGACCUUAAGUGGUAUGAAGGCGGAGAGGGUACAGAAAAGAUUAAAGUUACCACAUUCGGUGGCAGCAAAGUCGGCACUCAGACUGCAGUGAGCAAUAGCAAUAAUGACGGCUUCGACAGCGACCCGCCGCAAGAAGAAGUCGUCUCCCAAGGCAUCGCCGUCCAGUGCUUAAGUCUUCCAGGUUUCAAGCUCAAUCUUAGAGAUGAUUCUAAAGUCACUCAUUUACUGCCAACAGAAGACAAGGAACAUUUACUAGUGGUUAUCUCCAGCAUCGAUCCAGAAAAGGUCAGAGUGGAGGAGGAAACUGACCAUGAUGGAGACACGAAAAUGGAUGUCGAUGACGUGACAGAACAGACGGACAAGGCAGAUGACAAAUCUGACGUGAAAGCGUACUUCAUACUGUUUAAAAUUAACAGCAGCACUUCAAUUUUCACUCUAGAAGACAAUCCUGUAAAUAUGAUGGAGCUGCCUUACGGAGAAAGUCCUGUAGACCUAUGUUUGCUGCCCAUUGACAAGCACGAACAGUACUCGUUGGCCGCUGUGGGCGUAGACGGUAGCCUUAGACUGUAUUCUCUGCCUUCCUUCAAAAUGCUCUCGGAGAAGCGAGCUCCUAAGGGUCAGUUCACAUCAGUAGCGUACUGCGCCUCAGUAGAGCGGCUUAGCGUGUCAACGAAGCACGGAAUGAUAUACUUCUACGCAUUGAAUAAUGGCGAGAAGGAUUCCACAGGCGAUAUUGACGAAGACGAGUUCGCUAACAUAGACUUUGAGAUGCUUCAUAGACAACCUAGAGAUGAGACAGUAGGGGCCACUCCUGCGCCUGUUAUGUUGGCUAACAAGACUGAACUAGAUAUGAGCGAUCUAGAAACUAUGACUACCUUAAUAGGAUCAUUCGGUCAUGCGAACACUACGGUACCUUACAGCGCAGUCGUGCCUGGGUUCUGGUGUGAGUUGUCGCCGGCGCAGCGCUCGCGCUCCGACCACCAGAACAACCGGACUUGGCGCUUGCAAAACACAUCUUCCACAUGGGACGAACACGUUUUAGAGCUCACUUUACCUUACAGUGUCUCAUUAGCUCAUAUAGAAUUUGGAUUCACUCUACACUCGUCAUGUUCCUCGAACUUACCUAUAAUUCAAGUGACGCUUUUGAAACAGAACUUACACGGAAUUGGCUAUAAGAAGGACGCGUCUUUCGGCCACCGAUCGGAGUCGCCGGUAUUUUUCCCGACGGUUGACGCCGAUAUGUCUUCAAAUUUAGAGAACCCAGUGAACAGCGAGGAAUACUUGCAAGCCCAUAACGCUGAGAUCCUCGCAGGGCCACUGCUACUUUCCUCCGGCUUGGACUUGACACAGCAAUCUGGUACUUUAAUACUGACCAGUCCUAGGUUAUACAGGGCUCGAGGCAGAACGUUUUUGAUCCAUAUUAAAACCUUAUUUGACCCAGCGAAGGACAUGAGCAAAGGCUCGAUAAAGUCGGGAGAAAGCAGCUCGAAAAAGUCCAGCUUUAUCGGUUGCGAUUGGUUACACCAGAUUUCGCUAACAGUUCGCUCCAGUCCUCAUACUGACGUUCCUUUGGAGCGUCAGCAGCGCAUAGCUAUGCUUGAAUCCAACGGCUUCCUGGACACAUUAUGUGAGAUAGCUGUAAGCAGAGAUGAUAGUGAGAAGAGAAAGUUAGCUUUAGACUUACUCAUUUGGGUGAUCUCGAUAAGACUGCAGAGACUCAGAUUGGCCAAGACUGACAAAGGCAAAGACAAGGACGCUCAGACUCCCGUGGAGAUUCAACAGUUGGAGUGUGUUAAGAUCAUUGAGAAACACACUGAUGCUCUGAUCAAGAACUGCAUUUUGUGCGGAAAUAGGAGCUUUGCUAAAAAGUGUGUCAAGAUCAUCCUCAUCACCAGCGAGGGUGUAAAACAGUUGCCGAAACCAUGGAAGUCUACAUUCGACGCGACUCUAACAACCGUCCUGAGCGCUUGCUUGCCAUAUGUGGGCGCUUGCGAAUCGCCAGGGGCUCUCCGCUGGCUCGUAGCUCUCGCACAACACGCUACGCAACGCGGCGCGGCCGCCGACCUGGUGGCAAAGUGCCUCGUGUUACUAGAGAAGACCGCUCGAUGCCUCGCAGAGCGCGGGGAUGAUUACCAUCACUUACUACGAGCUAGAUUCGGUCUGUACGGGCUGCCGCUCGAGCGCACUGUGUUCGCGGCCGAGACGCCCGAGCUGGGCAAGGGCUCGUCCACACCCGUGACGUACGCCAGCGUGCUCGCCGGCGACACCUCUGCGCCCGCCGCCGCCAAACCCGACUACCAGCUCAAAGACCUGCUCAAUCUGCCGCAGGAUAUGGGCGACUUGCCGCCUCCGCCCGCCGCCAAAGCCGACUCGCAGCUAAAGGACCUGCUCAACCUACCGCAGAUUCCGGAAACGAAAUCCACACCCGCGCCCCAAGCCUGGUGGGCGCAAAACAACGGAGUGGGAGUAUUCGGAGCCGGCCUCAGCGAAGCGAUGCCUCUACACGUGAGCUGUCACGCGGCCUCAGACGGGACCAAGCUGGAGUCCACGGGAGGCCGACACCAUCCAGCUGUUGUGUCGACGUUGCCUGGCGACCCUAACCAGCUAUGGAGCGUCGUAAAGGAAGGACAGAUGAAACAGAUGUCGCAAGACCCAGACUCGCUGGAGGACGUGGAAAGCUCCCUCAUGGAAUGCGAUCCGCAGGAGAAAUUAGAGUUUACAGAGGAGAAGUUCUUCCAGGAGCAAGAGCAAUGCGGCAUACCGUGGGCGCAGCUAGUGACCCGCGUGCCGCAACACACGCUGGUAGUGGAGCGCAUGCACAGCGGCGCCCGGCGAUACAUCGUGCUGGACCUGGGGCACGCGGUGCGCCUCACAGACGUGAUAAUCCCAUCGUGCUCGGACCUGGUUACACUGUGCAUUGACAUCUGGGUGUGCAGUGAAGAGACAGAUUGCGUGAAGCUAGCGUUCGCCACCGACAUCGCGACGAAGCAUCUCGUGCUCACCGACAUUCAGCCACCGCCGCUUUGUCGGUACAUGAAGAUCACGACGAUAGGCCGGUACGGCAUGUCAGCCAUGAAAUGCAAGAUUCCGCUGGGCUGGUUCUACGGCGAGGUGGCCGAGAUUGCCAACGUAAACGCGUCUAUUAAUUCUCUGAAUGCGCUGCACCAGGAUUUAACAUGUCGUUUUAGGCUAGCGACCGGAAAAUUAAUGGACCUCCUGAAUCCCUACUUAGAACUAUACAACGGCAACGCAGCCCACAUGAUGGCCUACCUCAACCUACCCAACGAAUCCGACCCCAAAGUCCUAACCGCAUACCAGGAGUGCAUAGAACUACAACAACAGCUACACACAUGCACCAACAUUGUCAAAAGGCUUCAGAAUAAAUCUGAAUGUAAUGAGCACGUGCUGGACCAGAUCAAUAAAGGCCAAGUUACACCGGAAGCGUUGCUGGAGAGAGCCUCGACGGAUAAGUUGAGAGUUAUAAGCGAGAAUAUAGUUGAUACACUGCUGUAUUUCUUCUUCCAAGUCGAUGAUGUGCAACACCAAGAAGUUAGCCUCGAGUGGUGUCAAGUGGUAUCCGGUUUACUAUGGGAGUGGGGCGGCCGAGGUGCGGCUGCGCUAGCCACUCUACUGGCGCGGCUGUGUGGGGGACAGGAUUGGUGGGGCUCACACUUGGCUGAUACACUUACUACGGCAUUUUCCGCCGCCGAUGCGCCGCCAGCCGCUUUAGACAGAUGUUUGGUGCUCAUCAUGUACAUGGCGCGCAAGUCCCUGUUCGCGCACUCGGACCCGGAGGGCGGCGUGGCGGCCGCGCUGGCCGCUCGGGCUCUGGCGUUGCUGCGCGCGCCGCGCCCGCAGCCCGCCGUCACCGCCGCCGUGCUCACCGCGCUGGCGGCGGCGUUAGACAGCCAGCCCGCCGUGUCCAACAAGCACGCCAGCCGUUGGGAGUGGGUGACGGGCGGGCGUCCAGGCGCGACAGGCGCCGAACCCGCGCCUUCGCCACGCGCCGCAGAAUGCAAGCUACAUCGCCGCAAGCUGCAUAAGAAGCUGCUGCACCAAAUGCAAGAGUUUGAGGCUGCGCGGCGUGGCAUACAGGUCGCUUUAGAGGAACAACAGCGCGUCCGUUUCAACCUGAAAGCGCGCAUGGCGAUGGUCGGCAAGCGCAGCAACUCGGAAGGCGAGUCGUCCGGCGCGGCGCCGCGCGUCAAGCACACGGUGGUGUCGCCCGCGCUGUGUGCUCUACUAGCUCAAGCGCUGGUGCAGCACAUGCUGGCCAUGGACAGCGCCGGCUCCGCGGACACGCUCCUGCUGUGUGCUAAGGUGGUGGGCAGGCUGUGCGCGUUGUGCGGCGGCGCGGUGCUGGAGCCGUCGUGCGUGCUGGGGCUGGCGCGCCUCGCCGUCACGCUGCCGCCCUGGCCGCGCCACGCGCUCACCACGCUACUGCAGGACCUAGUAGAGUACGAAAACGGCUCGGCAUGUUCGAGCCCCACGUACGAGGUGGAGGAAAGAUGGCGCCUGGUCGAGGUCCGCGAUGCUGUCCCCGACCGCGUGGAGAUCCGCAACGGAGUCCCCUGGCCCGCCGGCGGCAAGGCGCCGCGCAAGUACCACCACGGCGUCACCGUGGCAGAUGUUUUGGCGGAUAGUUUCGGUCUGCCGAAGACCAAAACUGAACCAUUCGAAGGCAAGAAACCUAAUCAAAUCAUCAAAUCGCCUAUUCUGUCUUCUCCAAAUUCAAUAAAAAGCAUAGACAUGGAUCAACUACCUCAAGUAGUGGAGUCCGACGACUCCGAGUCUGAGAAUCAGCUGGAGCAGGAGUUCAGAGAGGCGAUGAGGAAGGAAACGCGGAGUAAGCCAGCUCCGGACAAUAAUACUAGCAACAUCUCGUGCUGCAUGGACGCGCGGCUGGAGAGCGGGUGCGGCGGCGGGUCGGGCUGCGGCGCCAUGGGCGAGGCUCGGGCGCGGCUCGUGCUGCUGGCGGGCGGCGCCGCGCUGGCGGCCGCCGUGCGCGCGCCGCCGCGCCGCGCCGCCCCGCCCGACCCGCCGCCGCCGCCGCCCGCCCGCCCGCACCCGCCGCUGCACCACACGCUCUACGACGUCUUCCGGCAUCUCGCGCUCGAGUUCCAUUACCAGAUGGACUGCACAUUCCUAGAAAACGUGGUCUCCCUGUGGUUGACGCUGAACGGCUCCGUGUGGGGCAGCGGCGGCGCGUGGUCGCUCAACACGCUGUGCGUGCCGGCCGACACGCCGCGCAUCCGCCUCGCCUCCGACACCGUCAACGCGCUGCUGCUAUCGCUCACGCAAUUGGAAAACAUUUCUUUGAGAUGUUGGGUGCUGUCAAUGCAGGCCUUAGCGUGGAUCGCAUCCCUGCCGUUACAAACUGAAGGCAGCAAUCAGACGAUGGGGCGCGUAAUCCACGAAUGUGAGCAUUUCGUUCCCGCCAUAGUAAAGUUCAUCACCACCAAUGUGACCACGGAUGGCGCUGUGGCUACCGCUGAGCCUUAUCUCGGCGGAGCGCACAUCGGCGCGGGCUCGGGCGCGGCGGCGGCGCUGCACGCCGUGCUGUCGCGCGUGGUGUGCCCGCGCGGCGCCGCCGGCGCGCUGGCCGCGCUGCGCACGGUCGCGGCCGUGUGGCGCAAGGACGCGCCGCCCACGCAAGCCUACGACCUGCAAGCUACGCUCCUGAGGGUGGCUCACCCGAUGCUACAAGUGCUUAGCCCCAGGCAUGCGGCGCAUGCGGUCAAACUGUUCGACGCUGUCGCUCACCACUCACUGGGCUGGGUGCGAGAGACGGGCGGAGGUCGCGGUGAGGCCGGCUCCGAAGCCCGUCUGUCCGGCCUGCUCGCCGACGUGCUCGGCGGCGGCGGCGCCGGGGCCGCCCGCCGCGCUCCCCUGCGCCGCGCCGUGCUGGCGCAGCUCCUGCACUACUGCCGCAAGCUGCUGCACGCACCCGCGCAACCCGCCGCCGGACAAGCCAAUACGUCGGCCUCGAGCCCAGGCGUAGCUGGAGGUAGUGGCACCUCUAGCGGCGGCGAGAGCUCCACUCAGUCGCAAACUGACGAAAGCAAGCAGCAAGCACAAGAUACUACCAAUCUUGAGGACGAGAGGAAGCAGCAGGCUCCAAGGGCGCCCUGCGUCGCUGAUACAGUGCUGCAAAACCAUGCAAUCAUGCAGAGGUUCUACAGGACGUUAUCCAUCUGUGACGGCAUGAAUACGACAGUGCUCAAUUCAGGUAUGAACUCGGAGCCUUCCGGCGAAUACGCGUCGCUGAAGGAGGAGGUGUUCUGGCUGGUGGCGCACAUGGCCAGCGUCGCCUCCAACCCCGCCGCCAUGCUGCCCAGCUUGAUGGACUUCCUUAAAAAAGAAGAAGUAGUCCACCUAUCCCAAGCAAUGCAGCAGCUAAUAAUCCGGCUACUCGACAAACCAGAAGCCCUAAACGCCUUCAUAGAGGCCGGUGGCUUAGAGCUGGCCGUAGAAAAGCUGACCCAAUGCCACCAAGCGGGCCCUAGCGCUAACCAGGGGCUCGUGUCGUCUCUUAUGAACUACUUGAAAUUGCCUCCGCAACUUAUCAAUAUGUCGACGUCGUCGAACAAUGGGAAUAAGAAGAAUCAGCUGCCGGUGUUGGAGACGACUAAUGGGCUUAUCAAUAUCGCUCCGUUAUGUACGGUGUCCUGCGGCAACCCCACGGCUCAAGCCGCCGACGUGCUGCUGAGCGGCGGCGGCGCCGCGCACGCGGGCGGCUCGUGCGCCGCCCGGCGCGUGCGCGCCGCGGCGUGGUCCUACCACUUCUUCAGCGCCGACGACUCGUCGCUCGCGCUCACGCUGCAGCUCCCGUACGCUGCGCAGCUGCAUGAGCUGCAGCUCCAUCCGCACCUCACCAGCCUCGCUACAUGCCCAGGUGCCGUGGCAGUUGAAGCCGGUUGCGGCGGCACGCUAGCCCCGCUCGGGCCUCCCCAGAACACCGCCGGCAUGACUUUCAUCCGCCUCGUAGUGGCGCGGCCGAUCGUGUGCACCACUGUGCAAGUGCGACUUUACAAGCCGAGGGAUAGCUCUAACAUGGGGCUGUUGCAGUUGCGACUACUCGCGCAGCCCGCGUUCGCUGCACCCGCUUCGCCGCACUCACUCCCACAUACCAACAACUGGGCGCAAGUAGUAGCCACGUGCACCCGCGCACGACUAGCCGCGCCGCGCUGGUCGUGCGUGACGGGCUCGGGCUGCGUGGCGGCGCUGUCGGCCGCGCUGGCGGGCGGCGGCGGCGCGGCCGCGCACGCGCACCACGCGCUGCUCGCGGCCGCCAAGGCCUGCCCGCAGCUGCGCGCGCCGCUGCUCGCCGCGCUGCUCAACAUGGACGAGCAGGCGCACGCACAAGCGUUCCAACCACCGUCGGGCGGGCGCACCAACAACAGCAUGAACGCGAUCUGCUCGCUGGCGCGGCAGCUGUGCCGCUGGUGCUGGGACGGCUCGGUGCAGGCCUACGUGCGCUGGCUGGGCGCCGCCGCCGAGCUGUGGCUGCGCGAGCGCCGGCUGCCGCCCGCCGCCACCGUGCACACGCUCGCCAGCGUGUUAUGGACGCUAAAAGAAGAAAGAAUCAUGGACAAUUUAGAAGAACUGAUCACAGACGACCUGUUUGAGCUUAUUUACACCUGGGUGAAAGAUGUGCCUGAAAAUAGCCUCAUAAAGAAGUCUUUAGACUCCGUGUUGUGUUCAAUGUGCUAUAUUCGACCAGAACUGUUCAGAAUGUUACUGGAACAGAUGGAUAUCCCCGUUGACAACGACGAAAGCAUGGAGGGCCUAACGGACGACACGAAAGUCCACGGCGGCGCGGCGCCGGCGACGGCGUGGCGGCUGCAGGGCUGGCAGCUGCGCACGGCGGCCGCCUGCGCCAUGUCGCCCGCCGCCACCACGCUGCUGCUCGGCUCCGCGCUGCCCGCCCGCGCCGUGCGCGCGCUCGCCGCCGCCGCCGAGGGGCGCCUGCAGAGGAUACAGCAACCCGACGACUCUGUGCAGAGCCCGCCGAGAGAAGAGCUCCCAUCAAUGAAGAGCAUAUGCCAGCUAGUGGAGUGGACGCAACUAUUGUGUGCUGAGCGACGCUUGAAAGACUGGCUCGGCGGACCCGGCGCUGUGUUCUGGAAGCCGCUGCUCAUGCUGCUGUGUUACCCUAGGCCGCAAGAAGGAACUUGGCAAGAAGGUGCCGAAUACGCGGCGUUGGAAGAGAAUACUAUUCGCCUGUUCGCUGAACUGACUGUGUGUCACGCGGCGAACCAAAAAUUAUUUGCAUCGACGCUUCAUUCCAUCCUGGAGGCGUUGCACUGUACAGGUCCAGAAGGUAUCAGCGGGUUCACUCGCGCGCUAAUCCUGCGCCUGCUGCUGUCGUCGUCCCGUGCGUCGGUGGCGCUGCGCUGGGCGGGGCUGGGCUCGGGCGGCGUGUGCGCGCCGCCGGCGCCGCGCCACCCCGCCGCGCACUGCCACGCGCUGCUCGCGCUGCCGCUGCACACCACCGUGCGCUCGCUGCUCGUCGACCACCGCCCGCCAAUACCUCUUAUGGACGACACCGCUAAAGUCUGUGUGAGCAACCCGUCAUCCUCGGGCUCCGGCUCGGUGCUCCGCAGCGCCUCCGACACGGCCAUCAUGACCGUGGCCGACGCGUGGGAGCUCAGCCUAGCCGCCGCCAGCGCCUCCAAGGACAAGCGCGUCAAGGACGUGAAGAAUACCUCGCUCAAGCAGCAGAACAGCAAGAAGCGACAGAGCAACAAGACGGUCGACGCCACCAUGCUGUCGGUGACCGACGACCUAAUCGAGACGACAAUCCGGGUACAGUGUCAGGGCAUAGAGGGUUGGAUCCCUCCGCACACGACGCUGGCGCAGCUGUCGGCCGCCGCGCCGCACGUGUCCGGUCCGCACCUCACGCUCACCCUUCACCUCAACACCGGCGAGGGCAACCCGGGGCCGACUUGGGACGGCGGAGGAGUGCCCGCCGGGUCUGGGGCGGGCAUGGCGCUGCGCGAGUUCGGGCUGUGCGGCGGCCUGGCGCUCGUGGCCGCGCGCCUGCCGCGCCCGCCCGCCGCGCCCCAGCCGCCGCCGCCGCCCAAGCACCACCACGACCUAGACUGGGUCAAGGUCGACGACCCCUACGAGGAGGUCGUAGAGCUGGGGGUGAGCUCGGUCAACAACAGCGUAGAAGAGAGCGGUUGCAGCGGCGUGCCGGCGCACGCGCUGGUCGCGCUCGGACUCCUGCUGAAGCUCGGCGGCUACGCGUCCGCGUUGCUCGACGAGGGCCCACGAGCUGUUCAGCUGUUGAGGCUGCUACUGGGGGUGACACACGACGAGGACGGCCGAAGUAUAGUAGUCGGCGGCGUCGGCAGCGGGAGCUUCUCAUUAGGCACUCUACCGUUCAGAGUAGUGUCCCGGUUAUUGGAAGCCGCGCCACUGGGCACGGACGACGGGCGCUCGCUACGACGAGCGUUGCUGUCGCUCGGCGCCGUGCGGCUCGUGCUGGCUUGUCUGUCUGUGUUCACACAUCACCGACCAGCUUCUAAUGAUAAUAGCCAAACGUCGAACGGCUCUUCGCUGGGCAAGGGCGAGGACAAGAGCCAGCUGUACUGGGCCAAAGGCACCGGUUUCGGCACCGGCUCCACGCAGCAGUCGUGGAACGUGGAACAGGCGCUGGUCCGCCAGAGGACUGAGGAGGAGCACGUCACUGUGCUACUACAGGUAUUAGCAUCGUACAUGAACCCUGGCGAGGUAUGGCCGCCCUCUGAGAGCUCGGCCGCGCCAGAGUUCUCUCCAGAUUCAGAGCGUAGCGAGGGAGAGUCGCAGGAGCUGCCCGCGGAGUUCAUCGACCUCGUCGCCAACAGCUCGCUAGUGCCCGCCAUCUGCUCCUACCUCAGGAACGAUUCGGUGCUGGACAUGUCGCGGCACAUCCCGCUGUACGUGUGCGUGCUGCGCUGCGCCCGCGCGCUGCACGCGCUGCGCUCGCGGCGCCUGGCGCCCGCGCUGCGCCCGCUGCCGCGCCUGCUCGCGCUCAUGUCGCGCACCACCAACAGCUACGCCACCAAGCUGAGGAUGAGUAAAAAGAACAUAUUCGGGAAGAUGACAUAUAGCCAAAGAUUUAGCACGUCGAGUAAUUCAGAGCUCUCGGAAGAAGACGAGGGUCUCGCCUCGCUCAUAGCUGAUAUUCAGGCGACGUCAGCGCUGAUGUGGGUGAACGAGGGUGAAGAAGAAGGCGCCGGCAGCAGCGUGGCGGCCGCCGUCAGCGGCGCCAGCAGGGAGGCGCGAUACAUCGAGCUUAUGCGCACCAUGCAGUUUGAAACGUUCGAGAUGAUAACGGAAUGCUUGGAGAGCGGGUUCCGGUUCUCGGUGCCGUACCACUUCGAGGGCACGGUGCGCGCGGCGGGCGAGCGCGCGCACCCGGCGCGCAUGAAGCGCCUGGCGCAGGAGGCCGCCACGCUCGCCACCAGCCUGCCGCUCUCCUACUCCUCCUCCGUGUUCGUGCGCACCGACACCGACCGGCUCGACGUCAUGAAGGUGCUAAUAACGGGCCCGUCGGACACGCCGUACGCGAACGGAUGCUUCAUCCUGGACGUGUACUUCCCGGCCGAGUACCCCGCCGUGCCCAUGCUCAUCAACCUGGAGACCACGGGCCGGCACUCGGUGCGCUUCAACCCCAACCUGUACAACGACGGCAAGGUGUGCCUGUCCGUGCUCAACACGUGGCACGGACGACCCGAGGAGAAGUGGAACGCGCACACCUCUAGCUUCCUGCAGGUGCUGGUAUCGAUCCAGUCGCUGAUCCUGGUGCCGGAGCCGUACUUCAACGAGCCGGGCUACGAGCGCAGCCGCGGCACUCGCGUGGGCUCGGCGGCGAGCCUGGAGUACAACUCCAACAUCUACCAGGCCUGCGCGCGCUGGGCCAUGCUCGACCACCUGCGCAACCCGGAGCCCUGCUUCAAGGAGGUGAUCCAAACGCACUUCUGGAUGAAACGCAACGAGAUAAUGCAGACGGUGGCCAACUGGAUCACGGAACUAGAAACGCAGAGCGGCGACGAGCGCACGCAGCGCAGCAUUCAGCUGAACCUCAUGGCACUCAAGCGUCACUACGUGAAGCUGCAGGAGGAGCUGGCGAAGCUGCCGGUGCCGCCGGGGCUGGAGGCGCUGGACGAGCCCUUCACGCUGCCCGCCGCGCCGCCGCAGCCCGCGGCCGCGCCGCAGCCCGCCCCGGACGACAUCGACCACGACAUGGAGAAGAUCGUCGCCGACGUGUUGGACUGAUGUGCCCCACCCCACAUACCCUGGGACCAUCGUUUGUCGGACCUCGUGUUGACUCUCCUCGAUGAUAUUUCACCGAUUCUGACGAGCCACUAGUGAAGAGCGAGUCGGUGCCGGCUCGGCCGCCGUCCGCCCCGUGGCCGCGUCUCUCCCACGUUUAUGAUUCGUAUAGAAUGUUUAUAUUUGUAGUGGCCGGUUUCGUUUUUAUAGUUUCUUUAUUUCUUAAGAUGUAGCGGGACCUCUGUUUAGUUUAACACUUAUUGUGAUACUAAAAAGGGCCGCGAGCCCGGUAAGCUAUUUAAGGGGGUGUAUUGUGUGUAGACGGGGACGCCGUAUCGAGCCAUCGAUAGUUGUCUAGUUGCGGGGCGCGAACGGACGACGAGGUUUAGAUGCGCUGUUGACGAUUAAAAUUGCUGUCGUUCAAUAAAAUGACAAUGAAAUGAGACUAAAUACGCUGUUGUUAGCGUCCCUCGUUGUGCCGCGCACUCUAGUCUAAUCUACGUACAUCACUUAUUGUCUGUUGUGGAUAGCUGAGACUCGUUUGAGAUUUAAAUUCUCUAACUCCACUAACGUUCGCUUAUCUAGACCUUUUUGGAUGCUUCGAUGGACUUGUAGCGUUUCAUAUAACUUGCUAUCUUCACGUGGCUUGUAAACGAGCGAUCGCUUAUUAUUUAAACUUUUGUUUUUGUAUGUUUUUUUUUCUUACACAUUUUAACGAGGCAUCCAAAGAUGCCGUAAUUUAACAUUAUUAUUAAUAAUAAAAUACUCUGCUUCGGACGUAAACUUAAAAGGUCUAUGACCUAGACUUACUCACGUUUCUUCCUAUGUAAUGUGUUCAGUCUAUGUAAAGCCUUGUACAUGCUGAAACUUGCCUUAUACACUCGGAACAUAUUUGAAGAAGUAACUACAUAGUAUGCUUCAAAUUAAAUCGCAAUAUUAGGAAAUGCAAGUCUGGCGGCAUAAUUUUUUAGCGGCCAGACACGUCUCUUGAUAUUUUAAUAAACAUAAAUUCGACCAAACGAGCUUGACAAAAUGACUGGUGAAAAUCUAUUAUUUACUCCUUCAAGUAACUCUGGUUUUGCGAUUAGAAGUUAAUUAAUUCGCCCAUGCUGCGAAUUACGGAUUACGUUGACUUUGAACUGAAAAUACUUAUAGGUUGUGGCGAAAAUUGGCUCCUUCAGAACUUCAACUUUGCCGCGCACCUGACGUAGCUAAGUUUAGGUCUGUAAUAUUGUAGUGGGCACUUCCGCAAAUUGUCAAGAGUUGUAAGAGUUUUAUUAAUCUAAUUAUUCAGUCAGAGCCCAGAGAAAGUAUGAUAGUUGCACACAUGUUUUUUAGUGUUUUAUAGUGCUAAUAAACGUUGGUGCAGUCUUUCUAGGUCGCGCCGGUAAUGCAGUACAUAGGCAUGUAGCCCUAAGCUUAAGUAUUGACGGUUUUCGGAAGUGGGGUUUGCUAUUACUUAAAUUUAACCGGACUACGCUGUGCGGAACUGCCCAGUGGUGUAUAUUGUGUACAAAUUCUCGUCUGCGUGUUGUCACAAACGGAUCCGUUUAAAUUAAAAUAAGUCUUUAUUUGACUUUCGCAAAUUUCUUCGUCUUGUGACGCCGGAUAUCGGACGCAAUUCUCGACGGCAAACGGAUUCAUUUAGGUUAUAUUUCCUACAACAUUCUAGAUUCCAAACAGUCUUGACAGGAAUGUAGAAUCUCGCUGGCACCAAGAAUUGUAUCCAAUCGUCUAGUUUGCCUGUCUCAAAUCGCAAGCGGAAUACAUAGACGACUUAGUGAUUUGAUUGAGGUAAUAAGGCUCAGUGUCGACGCCGCUAGAUUGUAACGGAAUUGGCUAUAUGUUUAUUUAUUCGGUAUAUUUUAUAUAACCUCAUCACAUGAUUAUCGCAGCCUGGUUUGAGUUGAUGUACUUAUUAGCCAGCCGGUCCGUUGCGGUCUUGCGGCGCAGCGCGCUCAUUGUUUUGUUUCUUAGGCGGCGAUAUUCGUCCAAUAAUGUACAUUAAAUUAUAAUUUGAUGUAUAUAUAAAUCUUUUUACGUUUUAACAUUUGUAUUUAAGAAUAUAUUAUUAUUGUAAAAGUAUAUCGCAAUUUGGCUCUCAAAGAGGCGGAUGGAACGGAGCUCAUGUAGUAAAUUAUAUGGCACAUAUAGUGGUCGUACCCUUGGCGUAGCCUUCCGCUUGUUGUGUCGCCGACAGCGCGCAGCCUGCGACGUGUAUAUACGACAUAGCCUAGCGCAACAAACCGACGACCCUCCCUUUUGAUUGUCUGCUAACGUGACGGAGGGCGUUCCUUGUUGAAUUUGACUGUGAAUUUCGGAAUGUAAAUAAAAAUUUAUGUUAUCGCAA